This is a messenger RNA of Aspergillus sclerotioniger CBS 115572, 1527 nucleotides long. Its product is annotated as MFS general substrate transporter. The transcript is spliced from 10 exons. Bases 1 to 1527 code for a protein of 508 amino acids. Gene Ontology annotation, molecular function: transmembrane transporter activity. Gene Ontology annotation, cellular component: membrane. Lineage: Eukaryota; Fungi; Ascomycota; Eurotiomycetes; Eurotiales; Aspergillaceae. The record is from RefSeq and is a predicted model, not a curated record. Gene Ontology annotation, biological process: transmembrane transport.
AUGGACAAUGUCAAGACAUCCGGGGCCGAACACAUUGAGUUCCCCAAGACGGGAGACAACCCCAAAGACCCUGGUCCUGGAACAGUGCCAGCAGCUCUGUUGGGCUUGAUGCCAGAGGAAAUACAGCAACGGGAAAAGAAGCUAGUGAGAAAGGUUGAUAUCCGACUGCUGAUUAUGAUGUUGGUCAUGUAUAUUCUGAACUACCUGGAUCGCAACAAUAUUGCAGCAGCAAAGCUGGCCGGUCUGCAAAAGGAUUUGAACCUUACGGGGGACGAGUAUCAGGUUUGUGUCAGUAUCCUGUUUGUUGGAUAUCUUCUUAUGCAAGUUCCUUCGAAUAUGAUUCUCAACAAACUUGGUAAACCUUCAAUUUAUCUGCCAGGAUGUAUGGUGGUGUGGGGUGUCAUCUCGUGUUGCACUGCUGCCACGAAGGAUUUUGCUGGCUUGGUUGUCGUUCGAUUCUUCCUCGGCUUCGUCGAAGCUGCAUACUUUCCCGGCUGUCUCUAUCUUCUUUCGGCCUGGUAUACCCGGAAAGAAUUGGUCAAACGGACCGCGUUGCUGUAUGCGGGUUCAUUAAUUUCAGGUGCAUUCUCCGGUUUGAUUUCUGCUGGUAUCACGAGUGGCUUGAACGGCGCACGAGGGAUUGCAGCUUGGAGGUGGCUGUUUAUCAUCGAGGGAUCACUGACGAUCUUUGCGGCCUUGAUCGCAUUUUUCAUCGUUCCUGAUCUGCCCCGAACGACUCCGUGGCUGACCGACGAUGAGAAAGUCCUUGCGGCCUGGAGGCUUGAAAAGGACAUUGGCGAAGAUGAUUGGGUGGAUAAUGAACAUCAAAGCAUGUUCAAUGGCGCAAAACUCGCCGUCAAGGACCCAAAGAGUUGGCUAUUGCUUGGCGUCAUCUAUGGUUGCACUUCGGCAGGUUCUGUGACAACCUUCUUUCCAAGUGUGAUGGCUGGACUUGGCAGGGACAACAUUGAUACCUUGCUUUUGACCACCCCUCCAUAUUUGAUCGGCACAAUCAUCGUGUUGAUACACGCCUGGAAUGCGGAUCGAACAGGCGAGCGAUAUUUACACAUAUGUCUUCCACCAAUCAUCGCCAUUGUCUCGUUUGUCUUGGCUAUGGCAGGCAAUAACUUCGCUGCCCGAUAUGUCGCGAUGUGUAUCAUGCUUGGUAGUAUCUAUUCCGGUUACGUUGUGGCCCUAGGCUAUAUUUCAAACAUCCUCCCGCGCCCGGCAGCAAAACGAGCCGCUGCUUUGGCUUUCAUCAACUGUCUCAGCAACGUGUGUCAGAUUUACACCCCUUACCUCUACUACGACUCCGCCUCACCUCGGUAUAUCGUCGCGUUCAGUAUCAACAUCGGCAUGCUUUCCAUGACAAUUGUAUUUUCCACCAUUCUGCGCAUUUAUCUUGGAAGAUUGAAUAAGCAACUUGAUCAAUUAGAUGGUAUUGACGCUGCUCCACGGGCUCGUGAGAAUGAAGAGCACGGCUUGCCUGGAGCGGCAGUGAGAGAGGGAUUCCGAUUCCUGCUAUAA